AUGCACAUAAUCUUCAUUCUUUUGCUUAGAAUUGUCCUUCAAUUCGGAAAAGGAGCGCAAUUAAGAACGCUCUUAAUCUCCGCGGGUCUUCACACCAUAGUGGAUCGCGCUGACAGACUAGCCCUCGAGUCGCCAUCGUUACUACUAACCAACGCUUCCUCCGUCGAUACCCCUCCAGCCAAGCCUCUCCUGCCUCCUCGCGACGAGGGCGACAACGCGAGACUGACUAUCGUGUUGGACCUGGACGAAACCCUAGUCUGCGCGUACAACGCGGAGGACGUGCCGGAAUCCGUCCGUCAAGCAGCCGCCACCAGCGGCGUCAGUAGCUUCGAGCUCGAAUGCUCCACAGCGGAACUCGACGCAAGCGGGGAGCUGGAGAAGGCGCGGGUGACGGUGUUUGAGCGCCCAGGGCUGCGGGAGUUUCUUCAACGCGCCAGUUGCCUGGGCGAGCUCGUGCUCUUCACCGCCGGGCUGGAAGGCUAUGCUCGGCCGCUAGUGGACAGAAUCGAUCCCGAUGGGCUUUUCUCGGCCCGCCUCUACCGCCCCGCCACCGUCGCCAUAGGCACGAGGCAGCACGUGAAGGACCUCGGAGUGUUGGGGCGGGAUUUGCGCCGCACGGUGAUUUUAGACAACAACCCCUUUGCCUUCCUGUUGCAACCAGUUAACGGCGUGCCGUGUGUGCCUUUUUUCGGGGGCGAGGGGUCAGACAGGCAGUUGCUGAAAGUGCUCCUCCCACUGCUGGAAACACUAUCCCUGCACCCAGACGUGCGUCCCUUCCUCUCCACCCACUUCCGCAUGUCCCUGUGGCUGCGAGCCCAUGGGGUGCCGGUGGUCGACCACCACCCAACGUAG
This is a messenger RNA of Closterium sp. Yama58-4, 852 nucleotides long. Lineage: Eukaryota; Viridiplantae; Streptophyta; Zygnematophyceae; Desmidiales; Closteriaceae. The record is from the annotation of a GenBank genome assembly.